Linum tenue is the source of this 597-nucleotide messenger RNA. Lineage: Eukaryota; Viridiplantae; Streptophyta; Magnoliopsida; Malpighiales; Linaceae. The record is from the annotation of a GenBank genome assembly.
CCACCGUUAAAAUCUCAUCAUCGCAGCCACUUUUCGCUAUCAAAGAUCAGAACUUUUUUCUUCCAUUCGAAAAAAUCUUCUCUUUCGCAGAUCAAUCACUCGAGAACAACAACAAUGGCAUUAAGGCCCAUCGACAACGCCCUGCCUGUGCCGCCACCGGAGAGACCAAUGAAGCAACUCAAAGUCUCUGCCCCAGCCGCCCAGAAACAGCCUGAAUCAAAAGCCAACGACGAAAACAUGGCUCCACUGCAGCAGCAGCCGCCGGCUGGAGAAGCCUCGAUUGAUUACGUACCUUCCGAGCAACUUGUCGCCAUUGACGAUCCGGACUCUGAGAUUCAAAGAAUGGUUGAGGGUUUAGAUUCAAAAGACUGGAUUAUGCUGUGCGCGUCGCUGAACAAGGCCAGGCAAUUCGCAAUCUUCCACUCCGAGCUCUUGCUUCCAAACUUGGAAAAGGCAAUGUCAGUGGUGGUCAAGUCGAUGAAGAACCCUAGAAGUGCUCUGAUCAAGACUUCUAUCAUGGCUUCCUCUGAUAUAUUCUCAGCCUAUGGCGACAAGCUGCUUGAUUCAACAACAGAUGCAUUUGACAGCUUGGUAUGA